Messenger RNA from Diversispora eburnea, 519 nucleotides. The record is from the annotation of a GenBank genome assembly. NCBI's taxonomy places the organism in Eukaryota, Fungi, Glomeromycota, Glomeromycetes, Diversisporales, Diversisporaceae.
AUGGUUAAAGAAGAGCCUAGUAUCAAAGUAUCUUAUGAUACAACAAUGAAAUCUCAACCUAUGCCAAGCAAAAAUUGCCCUGAUUAUUUUAAAAACGACUACAAUGAAUCACAACUUUAUCCCUAUAGUAUCUCAUAUGAACCAAAAGGGCAAAUAUCUUUGAACGCUGACACUGAUGUUUACACAUUUGAAAUAUAUAUCAAUGAUGAAACAUUUGAGAGUUUAAAUCAAAGCGAUCCUAUGAUUAUGCAAGCGAUUGAUAUAGAGACUAUCGAAUAUUCGUUUAUAAAUGGAAACGAUUUUUACGCAAAGGUGCCAAUCGGGCUAAAGACUCCUAUUUUGCAAAUAGAAAAAGAACAAAGGGCGCGUACCAUCACAGAAGUAAUAGCAAAUAUUUCCGCUCUUUACGGACUAACUCUUAGUAUUUAUGUACUCUUAUUUGGAGCAAGAGAAAGCAAACCACUUCUUGCAAAAUAUAUGAUUCUCGAGAAUCCUUCCGAAGACGAUUGUAAAGUUUAA